This is a messenger RNA of Phialemonium atrogriseum, 1913 nucleotides long. RefSeq lists its product as uncharacterized. NCBI's taxonomy places the organism in Eukaryota, Fungi, Ascomycota, Sordariomycetes, Cephalothecales, Cephalothecaceae. The transcript is spliced from 8 exons. The record is from RefSeq and is a predicted model, not a curated record. The coding region runs from base 228 to 1607 and encodes 459 amino acids.
GGGAAUAGGACAUUGCAGUGGUCAAUUGCAAGGGUGUCCUCUUCCUUCCUUAUCUUUGCAUCGCCCCCUGACCAAAAACUUUGUUGUUUUUCUCUCGGUGCUCGGUGGUCUCCUCAUCUAUCCUCCACUUAAUUACCUUUCGCUCCCUCCUUCUUUCUGCAGCGAAAGAGGAAAAGUGGUCAUCAUUAUUGCUCUAUUGUUUCUCUUAUUUCUAACAUUACUUCACCAUGUCCGGCCAAUCCCUCAAGUCCCCGGUUCCCAUGGCUGUUCCCCUGUCCGACAAUUCUACCAACCCCUCGAGCGGUAGCCUUGCCAGUUCGUCGAAUAGGCCCCAACCGGCACAACAACUUGCAAAGGGGCUCUUUAACAGAAAUGAUCAAUGGCAACCUGAGCAGGAUCUAACUCUGCAAGAUGUGACUGACGCAGUUCACCUCCGACGGCCUGGGAUAGAAAUAAUAUUCUUUCCCGAGGUCAAGUCCGCCCAGAUCAAAGACAACGUCGAGCUCACAAGAGAAAUCUCCUCGGUGUUCAACGUCCCGGACUUCUUCUGGACCAGGGCUGGGUAUGAAGCCAAUGGCUUCUUCAGCUAUAACAAGUCCCCGCUGUCACCGAAUAAGUUCCAGGGAGUCAGCUUUGGCACCACGUCCCGCUUCCUCAUCAAGGAGAUCAUCCCCACAAGUAAAGAUAGUUACAGAUAUGACUGGCAGUACCUCAGCUUUGUGAGCCUCUGGUACCGCCCGAGCAUCGAACAAGACCAACCAACGCAGUACUUGCUAUGUUUUGAUCUUUCCCCCAAGAUGAAAAGAUCCAUCGUGGAGGCCUUCCAGAAGUCCAAUCACUCUGCUUGGCGCCACUGUCCGCUGGGUGUCUACUCCGUCAUCGUACCCGUGAUUGCGCGCUUCUUUGACGACGCCUUGUGGGAGUUCCGAGUGCCUAUUCGAGACAUCGAGAAGUCACGGAUCAGGUCAAACCAGUCAACCGUCGCCAACGCCAUGGAGACGCGCUAUAUCAGCAUGCACGAGCUUUCGCGACAUGUCAUCCACGAGAUUGAGACGCUCCAGAUCUCAGCGCGAACCCUCGCCUCAAUCGCCGAGCAUCACGGGUACUGCAUACACGACGCAACCGGCGGAGAGCCUGACUGCAACUGCGGGACGGAUCUAGAAUUCUAUCAACGGUUCUUGGAAAACCUGCAGCUCCGAGCCGCGGCUUUUGAUAACAGGCUGCAGAACGAGAUCAGAUUGGCUUUCAAUCUCUCUGCCGCAGAUGACAAUGCAACAGCCAAAGAGAUCCUGAAGGAUGGGCAUAAUGAUGGCAGAGAGCUCACCCAGUUGGUGUCGACUGCCACCUUGCUCUUCCUGCCGGGGUCAUUCAUCUCCAGCCUUUUCGGCAUGAACUUUUUCCAGUACGGCGAUAAGAACGUGGAUACCUCGGAUCAGAUCUACAUCUUUGUUAUCGUCACCGUGGUUGUUACGGCCAUGGCAUUUGGCGUCUGGCAGUACUACAUCAAGAGGGAGCGCAAGCGCAACAUCAAAAACACGCCAGGUGCGGUGGAUGUAGCGGCCUUGGAGAAGGGGCUAGUGCGCGGAACAACGUUCCCAGCCCCCUAAACCCCGGUGGAAGAUGCGAGUCAUUGUGUUUGGAUUGGAAUUUCAUGCGAAAGAAGGCCUAGAUCUUUGUCUAGCUAUAUUAUAUCCUAUACAUUGUGGUUAAUCUAGACGGCUUACAUUGGCAACAACAACAACAACAGAGACGGCGACAGCAAGAGUGCUUUAGCAAUCGCGACAGCGACGGCUAGCGAAAUGCCCCUGCCCUAAUAGUUAAAUACCCCUGCCCGCGGAGACAACCUCGUGACAGAGACAGUCUACAUUAGUUUUGAGUUGACGGACCUAUUUAUAGAUAUAUUAAGUAUUUAC